UCGGUACAAUAAACCCCUCCUCUCUGUAAAUCAGACACAUCAAUAACCAUGAGAAUGAGCUGCAAUGGCUGCAGGGUCCUCCGUAAAGGUUGCAGUGAUAACUGCACCAUUAGACCUUGCCUUCAGUGGAUAAAAACUCCUGAUUCUCAAGCCAAUGCCACUUUAUUCUUGGCCAAGUUCUAUGGUCGUGCUGGCCUCGUCAACCUCAUUGAAGCCGGCCCCCCAAAACUCCGCCCAGCUAUAUUUAGGUCAUUGCUAUAUGAGGCGUGUGGCCGGAUAGUGAAUCCGGUCUAUGGUUCGGCAGGCAUGCUUUGGUCAGGUAAUUGGGCCCAAUGCCAAGCAGCCGUUGAUGCGGUGCUCAAAGGGUCACCCAUCAUAUCACUGCCUUCCUCUUCUGAGGUUCCAGCACCACACUUGAUCUCUUCUCUCAACACCUACGACAUACGCCACGUGUCCAGGGACCACGACUCCCCUGAACUAACCAAAGUCAAGAACCAGGCCCGGUUCAAGCGGUCCGUUGCCACGAGGCCCAAUUCACAGUCUGAACCAACGAGCAGGGUUAACCCGGGUGGGUGGGGAUUUGAACCGGUUCGUGAUUCAUGUUUGGGUCAUUUGGGAAAUGGGGGUAGUUAUAUAAAAGAUGAGGACAGCAUAUUUUCUGUUGAAACAGUGGAGGGUUCUUUGUGGAGUCAGGUUGAACCGGACAGGUUCUUCAAAUUUAAUGGACAAGGUGAUGACAGUGAUGUCCGUUUGGAUCUGACUCUUGGUUUGGUUUCAGAGUAGUACAAGUUAAAAUGGUACCUAUACGUAGAAUAUUGACUUGAGGCGUGCAGGUGUGCUUCAUGAGAUCGCGCAUGGCGAAGCAAUUUGACGACUCAAACGGACAGCGAUGCGGUUUUAUGAUUAUUUGAACUUCUUUUACUAGCAUAAAUAUAUUGUAGGAAUAAUUUAUUCUUAUUUAUGAAAAUUCAUGAAAAAACUUAGAAGAAAAGGCACAUACAAUAAUAGGGAUAUAUAAUUUUAACUUUUGUUAAUUUGU
Molecule: messenger RNA, 1039 nt
Organism: Populus euphratica (Euphrates poplar)
Lineage: Eukaryota; Viridiplantae; Streptophyta; Magnoliopsida; Malpighiales; Salicaceae
Product: LOB domain-containing protein 42-like
Exons: 2
Coding region: 49-783 (244 amino acids)
Biological process (GO): regulation of gene expression
Source: RefSeq, a predicted model, not a curated record